AUGAUCGGUAUUGUUCGACAAAGGGACGUUUUCGGAAAAGUGGAGCAGAGAGCAGUGAUAAAAUUCUGCGUAGACAUUGGAAGAACAGAGACCCAUAAAAGCUCCUCAAGCUGUAUCAGCAAAUCGGGCCGAAAAAUAAUGCCUGAUUGUCUCCAACUGCUAUUGGAAGACCGAACCCGACCCUCUGGAAACUAUACAAUUUGUCCCGGGGGCGAUGAGGCUCGCCUGGUUUAUUGUGGUAUGGAGACCGAAGGCGGGGGAUGGACUGUUAUUCUGAAAAGGCACGAUGGAUCUGUGAACUUCGCUAGAAACUGGACCGAAUAUAAAGAAGGGUUUGGUGACAUUUCUGAGUAUUGGAUCGGAAAUGAAAUGAUUCACCAACUGACAACAAUCGACCAUUCAUUACUGUACAUUGUGAUAACACACUUAAAUGGAAGUCAGCUGUAUGAAAUUUACGACUAUUUCCUUGUUUCCAAUGAAACAGAUGGGUACAGAAUAUCUCUUGGUGAAGGAUCGGGGACACUAGGAAACUCCAUGAUGCCCUCAAAUCCACUAAGAGGAAUAAAGGGAAUGAGGUUUACUACCACUGACAGAGACAAGGAGUACUGGGUACAUGGUAACUGUGCUGUUUCUCAUGGCGGUGGGGGCGGAUGGUGGUAUAAUGAUUGCCAUGACGCCAUGUUGACGGGGCCUUAUGGGAAGGCAGAGUGGAACAAGCCAUGGUAUCCAGUGUAUUAUACUGGUGAACAGAUAAAAGCCGUACAAAUGAUGACAAAGAGAAGGAACCCCUGA
Messenger RNA from Saccostrea cuccullata (small rock oyster), 792 nucleotides. RefSeq names its product fibroleukin-like. Lineage: Eukaryota; Metazoa; Mollusca; Bivalvia; Ostreida; Ostreidae. The record is from RefSeq and is a predicted model, not a curated record. The transcript is spliced from 5 exons. Bases 1 to 792 code for a protein of 263 amino acids.